Molecule: messenger RNA, 420 nt
Organism: Rasamsonia emersonii CBS 393.64
Lineage: Eukaryota; Fungi; Ascomycota; Eurotiomycetes; Eurotiales; Trichocomaceae
Exons: 1
Coding region: 1-420 (139 amino acids)
Source: RefSeq, a predicted model, not a curated record
AUGGUGUCCUUCAAGACCAUCCUCCCUAUUUCCGCCCUUCUCCUCAGCAUGAGCCACGCAGCAGAUCUGGUCGUCACCUCCUGCAGCGUCGUAAACAACAACAAGCAAUUCGGCUGGUCGAUCAGCUGGAACGGCGUCCCGCCACAGUCCGAGCCGUCCGUGUGCGGAAACUUCGGCGGCAACAAGGGCAACAACGGGGUGGGCUGGAUGCAGACGAUCGCCAGCCAGGCCGGCUGCCCUGUCGAGGGCGGCAUCAGCUGCUCGACCAACGGCGCGGAGAUGAAUACCAACUUCGUGCUUGGCGGCGAGCUGAGCUGUGCCGAUCAGGCUGUUACCAUCAAGAAUGCGAUGCAGCAGACUAUCUCGUCGUUGGCGACGGUUCAAUUUGACUUUGCUAUUUGCAGUCGGUUGGGGUGUUAG